This is a messenger RNA of Cloeon dipterum, 782 nucleotides long. RefSeq names its product U11/U12 small nuclear ribonucleoprotein 25 kDa protein-like. NCBI's taxonomy places the organism in Eukaryota, Metazoa, Arthropoda, Insecta, Ephemeroptera, Baetidae. The transcript is spliced from 4 exons. The coding region runs from base 238 to 738 and encodes 166 amino acids. Gene Ontology annotation, biological process: mRNA splicing, via spliceosome. Gene Ontology annotation, cellular component: U12-type spliceosomal complex. The record is from RefSeq and is a predicted model, not a curated record.
CGCCCACCUGCUGUUGAUAGCCGGUGCUGCCCAGUGCUGCCAACACUCAUUGUCAGCACUGAACGAAAAACGUAAAUAAACACUGAAGGGAGAAAUAAUGAGAAACGAGGGAAGCGUACUAAACAAUAUUUUACUGAAUUGAUGUUGGGACCUAUUACCGUCUGGUUCCAUCCUUUUUCCCUCCGUGCGGCAUGAAAAAUUCUUGCUGCAGGUGAAAGAUUUGGCCUGGCAUCAAAGAUGAGCAGUGAGGUCAAGGGGCCUGAUGAGGAGACACAGCGCCUGCCAAAGAGUCACGAUGACAUCGUUCAAAUGACAAAGACAGCUCUAAACACGCUGAUAAAAAACGACCCUCUCCUCUGUGAUCUUCCUGAGGAUGUCACUCUCGAUGAGAUAAAGGCUCAGGUGGCAGUUCUUCAGGGAACAGCUCUCAGCAUAAAUGUGCACCGAGACGACGGAGAGGUGGUCAAAGUGAUAGUGGACCAGCGAGACGCGACAGUCAGUCACCUGAAGAGGGCGUUUAUGAGGAGCACCCAGCUGCGGCUGUUCCGAAAGCAGGGCAGGAAAGUGGCGAUCAGCUGGACACACAUUUGGAAGACCAACUGGCUGGUGUUCAACGGCGUCAAGCUGCAGAAUGACAAUGCUAAGCUGAGGGACCUCGGUAUCACCAACAGGGCCAACAUAUCGUUCGCCAAAAGGUAUCGUGACAAACUGAAGCGCAACCAAGUUGAGGGAUGUUAAUAAUUGUAUGAAGGAAUGAAAAGCUGUUGAAUUUUCCAACAAAA